AUGACGCCCAAACAGAUACCUCCAGAAAUGGAGAAUCAUGUCUCUGGACAAUCCAACAAGCCCUUGUCGCGUCCGGCGCAUGCUCUCCCAGCAGACACAGUGGUCCGAGAGCUCAGCACGAACCCGACUACUGGGUUGACUGCCUCUGAGGCGUCUCAAAGGCUUGUCGAGUAUGGCGCCAAUGAUCUCGGCGAAGAAGAGGGUGUCAAGCCCCUCAAGAUUUUCAUCGCCCAGAUCUGCAACUGCAUGACUUUGGUGCUUAUACUUGCUUUGGCUGCCAGCUUUGGUAUCCAAGCUUGGAUAGAAGGUGGCGCUCUUGCCCUUAUCAUCCUUCUCAACCUCAUCGUUGGUUUCUUCCAGGAUCUCCAAGCCGCUCGAACCGUCCACUCCCUCAAGUCAUUAAGCCAGCCUACAACAAAUGUCUUUCGAGAUGGAAAGACCUUGACAAUCCAAACGAGCGAAAUCGUGCCGGGCGACAUCAUCGAUCUCAAGAUGGGUGACUCUGUCCCUGCUGAUAUACGCCUGCUCGAAGUCGCCAACUUUGAGUCUAACGAGGCGUUGCUUACAGGAGAGUCGUUACCUGUUCGGAAAGCCCCUGCAUCCCAAUUUGAUGAUGAUACAGGACCUGGCGACCGUCUCAAUGUCUGCUACAGCUCCACAAUUGUCACAAAAGGCCGUGGAAAGGGUGUCGUCUUCGCCACUGGAGCUUAUACUGAAAUUGGAGCCAUUGCAGCUGCUUUAAAGGACACUGGACGGAAGAAGCGAGAGGUCACCAGAGACGAGAAUGGCAAAGCAUCUUUCAGUGCUCAUGCUACCAAGUGGCUUCUGACAGUCGCAGACAUCGUUGGCGAGUUUUUAGGUGUCAACGUGGGAACCCCGUUACAACAAAAGCUUUCGCAAUUGUUUCUCUAUGUUUUUGCCUUUGCUGUCGUCUGUGCUAUCAUUGUCCUGGCAGCCAAUGGGUUUGAUCCUCGAAAGGAUGUCAUCAUCUAUGCCGUUGCGACAGCCGUGGGAACACUCCCUGUUUCUCUGAUCCUGGUGUUGACCAUUACAAUGGCAGCCGGAACGAAGCAAAUGGUGGGUAGGAAGGUUGUCGUCAGAAAUAUGCAGAGCUUGGAGGCUCUCGGUGGCGUUACCAACAUCUGUUCCGACAAGACCGGUACUCUCACUCAAGGAAAGAUGGUCGUCAGAAUGGCCUGGCUUCCUGGACAUGGCACUUACUCUGUCGCCUCCACGAAUGAACCAUACAAUCCUACAGUCGGCAACAUCGAUUAUACCCCCGUCCAGCCAACAGAGCUAACUGCUCCUGGGGAAGAGUCAAAGUCACACACGAUCAAUCCCUCGGAAGAGCCCAACGCCAAUGAAACACUCAAGCACUAUCUUGACAUCGCCUCGCUUGCAAAUUUGGCCGUUGUCUUUGUCUCUCGCUUCAACUGGAACCGAAUGUCGUUGUCUUCAGGACCUAGCCCACGAUGGAAACAGCUUGCGGAAUUCCCGUUCGACUCUGAUGUCAAGAAGAUGUCGGUCAUCUUCCAGGACACAGUAUCCAACGACUUGCACAUCCUCACCAAAGGUGCAGUCGAGCGUGUCCUAAGCAGCUGUUCAUCUAUGGAAGUCUCUGGAGAUAUUGUACGUCUUGAUGCAGCCGCCCAUGAAUCCAUUUUGCAAAACAUGGAAGCUUUCGCCCGUCUCGGUCUUCGAGUUCUUGCCCUGGCUAGUAGAUCUCCUGUCACAGGCCUGCCAGAAGAUUUAUCAUCCGCGAUAAAUCGGUCCGACUUUGAAAAAGACCUUGUUUUCCGUGGCCUCGUUGGCAUCUACGAUCCUCCUCGACCUGAAACUCGGGACAGUGUUCAGAUGUGUCAGAAAGCUGGCAUCAGUGUACACAUGCUCACUGGUGAUCACCCAGAGACUGCCAGAGCCAUCGCUGCCGAUGUGUCUAUCAUCCCGUCUCAGGAAAGGAUGAAGAUGGUGCGCGCAGACAUCGCAGACACGAUGGUGAUGGCGGCUCACGACUUUGAUCAUCUCUCUGACGCCGAACUUGAUGCUUUGCCUGAGUUGCCUCUAGUCGUUGCUCGUUGCUCGCCUACGACAAAAGUACGUAUGAUUGAGGCUUUACACCGCCGUGGUCGCUACGUUGCCAUGACAGGCGAUGGUGUCAACGACAGUCCUAGCUUGAAGCAUGCGGACGUUGGUAUCGCUAUGGGCUUGAACGGAUCGGAUGUCGCUAAGGAGUCUUCUGAUAUCAUCUUGACAGACGAUAACUUUGCUUCGAUUCUCAAUGCCAUUGAAGAAGGACGUCGAAUCUUUGAUAAUAUUCAGAAGUUCAUCCUUCAUGUGCUCGCUGCCAACUUUGCAUUCGUUAUCUGCCUUCUCGUCGGAUUGGCUUUUAAAGAUGGAAAUGGUGUUUCCGUCUUUUUCAUAACACCUGUGGAAAUCAUCUGGAUGUUGUUAGUCGCUGGAGCUUUCACCGAAACGGGUCUCGGGUUUGAGCAAGCCAGUCCUGACAUUCUUCGUCGACCACCCCAUAGUCUCAAGUACGGGGUUUUUACUCCCGAAUUCCUCGUUGAUCUGGUAACUUACGGUAUCCUGAUGCUCAUUAGCAUUCUCGGCUCAUCUGCCAUUGUCCUCUAUGGCUUCAACAGCCAUGGACUCGGUCACGACUGCAAUAGCACCUACUCGGAAUCGUGCGAGGGAGUAUUCUCUGCCCGGUCAACAGCUUUCGCAACCAUGACGUGGGACUUUCUCUUAUUCGCAUGGCAACUCGUUGACUUUCGGCGAUCAUUCUUUGCCGAGAUUUUCGAGAAGGGUGGUGGUUUCAAGGCCUGGGUGAAGAAACUCUGGAAAAACCCUUUCCUGUUCUGGUCUGUCACUCUCAGUUUCGUCCUUAUACCGCCUACACUGUAUAUCCCAGUUAUCAACCGGGUGGUCUUCAUGCAUAGCCCUAUUGACUGGGAAUGGGGUGUUGUCUUUAUUGCUGUUGGCAUAUUCUUUGCUGGAGCGGAGAGCUACAAGUGGGCGAAGCGGGUUUACUUUCGUCAGAAUGUUGCAAAGGAGUUUAGAAAGGAUAUCUCUGAUGUUGAGCUAUAUGUUUUUGGGAGAUAUAUGGAUGGUUCUGGGUCUAGUAGUGAGUCUGGUCAUGAUGGAAAGAAGUGUUAG
Messenger RNA from Fusarium poae, 3156 nucleotides. RefSeq lists its product as uncharacterized. Gene Ontology annotation, molecular function: ATP hydrolysis activity; ATP binding; P-type calcium transporter activity. The coding region runs from base 1 to 3156 and encodes 1051 amino acids. The transcript has 5 exons. The record is from RefSeq and is a predicted model, not a curated record. Gene Ontology annotation, cellular component: plasma membrane. Lineage: Eukaryota; Fungi; Ascomycota; Sordariomycetes; Hypocreales; Nectriaceae. Gene Ontology annotation, biological process: calcium ion transmembrane transport; intracellular calcium ion homeostasis.